ACAGUCACUGAGGGGGACAUGGCCAUCGCCAUGGCUCUGAACGGCGGCAUCGGCAUCAUCCACCACAACUGCACCCCCGAGUUCCAGGCCAGCGAGGUGCGCAAGGUGAAGCGGUUCGAGCAGGGGUUCAUCACGGAGCCGCUGGUGAUGAGCCCGGCGCACACCGUGGGGGACGUGUGGGACGCCAAGGCCCGGCUCGGCUUCUCGGGGGUCCCCGUCACCCACUCGGGACGCCUGGGGGGGCGGCUCGAGGGCAUCGUCACCUCCCGGGACAUCGACUUCCUGCGGGAGCGGGACAGGGGCACCCCCCUGGCCGAGGUGAUGACCAAGCGCAGGGACCUGGUGGUGGCCCCGGCUGGUGUCACCCUCAAAGAGGCCAAUGAGAUCCUGCAGCGCAGCAAGAAGGGUGAGGGGGGCACCUGCCACCCCCCUGGGGUCACACCUGGGGUCACCGUGGGCACCCCGU
This is a messenger RNA of Neopelma chrysocephalum (saffron-crested tyrant-manakin), 466 nucleotides long. Its product is annotated as inosine-5'-monophosphate dehydrogenase 1a-like. Gene Ontology annotation, biological process: GTP biosynthetic process. Gene Ontology annotation, molecular function: IMP dehydrogenase activity. Gene Ontology annotation, cellular component: cytoplasm. The annotation marks the transcript as partial. The transcript is spliced from 4 exons. The record is from RefSeq and is a predicted model, not a curated record. NCBI's taxonomy places the organism in Eukaryota, Metazoa, Chordata, Aves, Passeriformes, Pipridae.